AAUCAGUUUAUUUUAUUUAUUGUAAAUAUUUAUUAUGAGAAUAGAAGAAUAAAUGAAAUUAUUUAGUGUUAAGUGAUAAAGAGGUGAGUGGAAAGUGGCCAUUGGGGAGAUGAAAACUUUGGAUCCAGAUAACGAAGCUAGCAGCUGUUUAAACCCAAAUAACCUUUUGAUUGAGUCAAAGGCCCUGCUGAAAUGCAAUUCUGACUUGGCUCAAAGUUACAACGUGUUAAAGCAAUCACCAAUGGGUCACAAAGGGCAGUAUUAUGAGAGUGUCCUCUCAAAGUCUGGUGUAGUGACACAAGAUUCCCGCAGCCACAGCCUACCAAAUGAUCUGGAUGAGAAGAAUAAAAUGAUAAAUGGGAAUUCUGAUAAUUAUGAAACCUGUGAUAUAAACACCAAGUUGUUGAACAACAAUGAAAGUCCUCCACAUUCACCCACUCAAGACCUCUGGUUCAAGACAUGGCCAGAGAGAUGUGAGAAAAUUAAAUGCAAUGAUGCUGAGACCUCACAAACAUGUGAUAAAAUCAUGACCAACCAACAUAAGGUGACUCUCAAUGAAGCUCUCCAAAAUAUUUCCUUAGCUUACAGCCCAGUUACUAAGCAACUUCAUCUAGUUCAUAAUGAGCAACAGUCUGUAGAGGCUGAACAUAAAAAGCCUGGUCAUAAGAGAAAUGAUCCAGGCUCAUUCUCAAGCACUCUAUCAAGUUUAAGUGAUGCUUCACAGUCUGGAAGUCUGCUUGACAGUGAAGGUAGAUCUUCUCCAGCAAGCUCAGAAUCUGGAGCCAAGCCAAAAACUAAAAAGAGUUUGGGAAAUUUCUUUAACAAGAAUGUGUUCUCCUCAAAUUCAGUUUGGAAAAUAUUUUCAAAAACUGCUGCAGAUAAUCCUGGUUCACCACAGCAUCAAAAUGUUGUUGUCAGUUCUGCAGCACUUAUCCAACAUAUGAGACCAUCUAAUUUGCCUGCUAAAACUGAAGAGGAGGAGCUAAGACACAGAGAACAAUACAAAGCAAUUGUUGCUGCUGCUAAAAAGAAGGAAGCUCAAAAUUCUGUUGCUAAACAGAAGCAGCAGCGCUUGCAGCUGCAAUUGGAGGAGCAAUAUGCUUCAUCUACUAAACACUUUACACAAAAUGUUCUUCCAAAUUGGGAUAAUAUGUAUAAUACUCGAAAAACUAGAGAUCUGUGGUGGCUGGGACUACCUUCAAGUAUAAGGGGUAAAGUGUGGAGACUGGCAAUUGGUAAUGACUUGAAUCUCAGUCAACAACUAUACGAGAUUUGUUUAUCCCGCGCUCAGAACAGACUAAGCAGUCCUGAACCGCCAAAAAGUGAAUCUGAUAUUGACCAGGAGAGUAGCAUGGAUGUGAUACAGUUAGAUAUAUCCAGAACAUUUCCUAAUCUGUGUAUUUUCCAAGAAGGCGGACCUUACUCCGAUGUUCUGCAUUCGCUGCUGGCCGCUUAUGUUUGUUAUAGACCUGAUGUGGGCUACGUGCAAGGAAUGUCCUAUAUUGCGGCCAUACUCAUUCUCAAUAUGGAACCAUUCGAUGCUUUUGUAUGUUUCGCGAAUUUGCUAAAUAAGCCUCUGCAUAUUGCCGCAUUCACAUUGAAUCAGAAUCAAAUACAGGCGUAUUUCAAUGCGUACAAUCAAAUCUUCAACUACAACCUCCCAAAACUGUUUGCUCACUUUGAUAACUCUGGUCUGACUCCAGACCUGUACUUGCUAGAUUGGAUAUACACGGUGUUUGCUAAAGCAAUGCCAUUGGACGUUGCGUGCAGGGUGUGGGAUUUGUUUUUAAGGGAUGGCGAGGAAUUUAUUUUCAGAACCGCUCUGGGCAUUCUGCACAUGAACCAAGAACAACUGAUGAAAAUGGACUUUUUGCAUGGCUCGCAGUUCCUCACUCGUUUACCAGACGAUCUGUCGGUCGAUCAACUUUUUAAAAGCAUUCAGACGGUCAGUCCGAACGUUGGUAAGCAAAGUUUUAAUCAAAUUUUAGAUAAGUGCAGUUCUACGAUGAACGAAUCGUGAGGAAAGUACACAGAGUACUCUUUUUUUUAUUCGUUAGCAAUAACAUUUCGAUUUUCCGAUUGUUGUGUUUUUAUAUUGAAUUAUAUAUACAUACAUUUCAUGGGUACAAAGAGGAUUGAUGUGCAAAUCUUUCCGUCCAUCUGAUGAAUCUCGUUUAGCUGUUCGUCAGGACAGAUGGAAUCUCGUUUUUAAAAUGUACAUAGCGGAAUUUUUUUUAGGUCAUAGUAAAUCUGUGUAAAAGGCUGUGUCCAAAAUAUAUGUACGGAUUUUAAUAUGUACAUAUUUACAAUAAAAGAAGAAAAGCGAUACCUAAAUUCAGGAUGCGGAAGAAAGUGAUCAAAGACAACGUUUUGAUAAUUUUCUUUUAUUAUAUAAUCUUUUUUAAAUGUUAAUUGUUCGGAGCAACGUUGGCGUAGUUUAGCACAAAUUUAUAUUUUUAUAUUGUACAUUUCGGUAGUCUAUUUCUUGGUUGAUUCUCUCUACAUAUAUAUUCCCAGGCAACAUAAUGUAUUGUUUGAUAGAAACGCAUCUGUUUAAUUACAUUUUUAUUGAGAAAUCCAUCAACUAAAAUGUUCUUGAAUAAAUGCGUUUUUCGUGCGCUCGAAUUCGUUUAUAGUCGAUAUUAUAUAUACAGAUCUAUUUAUCAAUUAAUUGUAAUUUUUAUUUAUGCAAUUGUAAACAUGUAUGUGAUAUUUAUUAUAUAUUAUUUUCUUUUAUUGUAAUGUGUUAUGUAUUCGCAUAUAAAAGAGACAUGAAAGGAGACUCAUUUCGAUUCAAGCUUAUAUUUUUUUUGAUUGAUCAUUAAAAUGAAACGAUUGUGUAAUAAUCUCAUAUUAAUAAUAAAACAUUAAUUAUCAUUUAUGUUCAUUAGCCUAGUAAUGAAGAGUUUCAAAUCCGAUGUAUAUUUAGUUGCCUACAUUUCAUUAAAAAUAUUGCGGUGUUUCCAUAUACAGUGGAACUUUGCUUAACGAGUUUA
This is a messenger RNA of Nicrophorus vespilloides, 2996 nucleotides long. RefSeq names its product TBC1 domain family member 14-like. The transcript has 2 exons. Lineage: Eukaryota; Metazoa; Arthropoda; Insecta; Coleoptera; Silphidae. The coding region runs from base 110 to 2020 and encodes 636 amino acids. The record is from RefSeq and is a predicted model, not a curated record.